AUGCCUGUUCUUAGCUCCUCUCGGUCCAACACAAACCACAACAUGCUCUCCAUGACCCUGAGCACAGUGGAAGGAGCUGCUCCGGGCUCCAUCAUUGGCUCGGUCCGCCCUCAUGACCACCAUGAAUCUAAUGUGUUGGAAGGUCAGGUGACCUACCUGGUUGUGGGGGGGACAGACCAAGAUGGCACUUUCAUGGUGGACCGAUUAAAGGGUGAUGUGUAUCUGGUGCGGGAGCUGGACUACGAGAAGGGUUCGAGGUACAUGCUGCACAUCGAGGUGUCUGACUUCUCCAAGGCAUUUCCCAGCAGCCACCUGGUGCAGCUGGACAUCAUCGUGCAGGACAGCAAUGACCAUUCCCCCCAGUUCACAGAGGACCCCGUUACCAUUGUGAUCCCAGAGAACUUAGACACAGGGGCUUCCAUAUAUACAUUCCAGGCUUUGGAUCAGGAUGGUAGUGGACCCAAUAGUGAGUUGCAUUACUCAAUUGAGCACCACUGGCCUGACACUCCAGACCUCUUGACCCUCGACCCCUCAAGCGGGGUCCUGACCCUGGGGCAGAAGGUAGAUCGUGAGUCAACACCCUCCCUCUACCUGGUGGUGCGUGCCACAGAUCAGGCAGUGGAUCCUUCUCAGAGGCGCUGGGGUUCAGUCACUGCUCGAGUGUUUGUGACGGACGAAAACGACAACGCUCCGAUCUUCAGCUCUCCGUCUGCGGUCAGCGUCAUGGAGGAUCAGCCUGUAGGGUUUGUGAUAUUGUACGUGAUGGCUCGAGACGAAGAUGAAGGAGAAAAUGGCCGAGUAUCAUACAGAAUCCAGACAGGGAACAACGCUGGCCGCUUCAGUCUGAACCCCAACACUGGUUCUCUCUCCAUCCUUAAAGCACUAGACCGAGAAGAGCAGGAGGUGUUUAAUCUGACCAUUAUAGCAGAGGAUCAUGGGAUGCCUCAGCUUUCCACAGCUCAGGUGCUGAGUGUGCAGGUGAUCGAUGUGAACGAUGAAGCUCCAAUAUUCCAGCGGGCAGAGUUUGAGGCCCAGGUGAUGGAAAACCAAGGACCAGGAACAACCGUGCUGAAAGUUACUGCCACUGACCGGGACCAAGGUUCUAAUGGCCAAGUGACGUAUGGAGGUGUGACAGAGGAAGGCUUCAUCAUCAACCCUAUGACAGGAGUCAUCACCACUACGAGGGAACUAGAUGCAGAGCUCCAGGAUCACUACACACUCACUGUUUAUGCCAGGGAUGGAGGUCUGCCUUCUAACUUUGCCAAGGCUGUAGUCCGUGUGGCGGUGCAGGAUGUAAACGACAACACUCCAGUCUUUGCACAGUCAUGGUACGGACUGGAGGUGCCAGAGAACCAGGCGCCCGUUGAGCUUUGCUUCCUCAAGGCCACAGACCCUGACUCAGGUCCUGGAGGAGAGCUGGGGUACAGGAUCACUGCUGGAGACCCUGAUGGAGAUUUCCACCUCGAAACAAGCACUGGAGCCCUGUCCACGUCACGCGGCCUAGACAGAGAAACCAAGACUGAAUAUAUUCUGGAGGUGAUGGCCACGGACCGAGGCAGCCCUGCUCUCAGCGCAACUGUCACAGUGGAAGUGAAAGUGAUGGAUGUCAAUGACAACAACCCUGUCUUCAGCAGAAGUAGCUAUUCUGUUGAAGUGUCAGAGGACGCUGCAGAGGGGUUCAAAGUUCUGGAGGUGUCAGCCACAGAUGCAGACGAUAACCUCAAUGGGAAGGUUUUGUACUUCCUUAGCCCAGAGGCGCACGGAGCAUUCAGUGUGGAUGAAAGCACCGGUGUUAUCACCACGGCAGCACCUCUGGACCGUGAAAAGAGGGCGUUAUACAGCUUCCAGGUGUUUGCAGUUGACCUUUCACCUGCUGAACCCAGAAACACCUCUGCUCAGGUAACAGUCACCAUCCUAGAUGUCAACGACAACACUCCCUUCUUCAUCCAGGAUCCGCUAGUCAUCGAGGUGUCCAGCAGGCGUUCCCAGCGAGUGCUUGCCACCAUGAAGGCCGAGGAUAAAGACUUUGGUGCCAACGGUUCUGUGUUUUACCGUUUCGCCAUGCCAGUCAAAGGCUUCAGCAUCAACUCCCUGACUGGGGAGAUCCAGGCCACUGAGCCACUGGGGGAUCUGACCCAGGCUCAAAGGACCCUGAUAGUGGAGGCCAUGGACCAGGGCAGUCCAGCUCAGUCUGCACAGGGAGUGGUGGUGAUUUACGUGAAGGAGGUGGAAUACAACGGAAUUCGCUUCUCUAGGAAUGCCAGAGACGUCAGCCUACAGGAAAACGCUGUGAAAGGCACAACUGUGGCUCAAACUCAGGCUCAACACCCAGAUGGCACACGUAAUGAUAUCAGCUACACCCUUUUCAGUGGAAACAGAAGGCAGGCUUUCAGCAUCACCUCUGCAACAGGUGAAAUCAUGGUGAAAAGUCCCAAUGGGCUGGACUUUGAAGAUACCCCCAGGCUCCGUCUAGUUGUGAAGGCCGAAACCUUUUCCUCCACGUCUUUCAUGGCUAUAAACCUGAUCCUGCAGGAUGUCAAUGACAACCUUCCUCGCUUUCAGCUGCAGAAUUAUGUGGCCUACAUGAGAGAAGCACAGGGAUAUGAAAUGCCCAUCAUACAGGUGAUGGCUGAGGAUGUAGAUCAGGGCCAAAAUGGUCAGGUGACCUACUCCAUCCAGUCAUCAGGCGUGAGCGGCCUGUUCAAGAUCGACCCGAUGACAGGAAGCAUCACCACAGCAGCCAUCAUGGAUCGUGAGAUCUUUACCCAGACCAAGCUUGUAGUUACAGCAACUGAUAGAGGAAUUCCAGGGUUGGCUGGUUCGGCCACAUUGACAGUGAUAAUUGUUGACCAGAAUGACAACAGUCCCACUAUCCCUCUGCCCAAGGAAGUCCGCAUUCUACCAGAUAUGUUGAUUGGCACAGAGAUCACUCUCGUGACGGGUAACGACGUCGACUCCAGUCCGGCCCUGUCCUACUCCUUACAGCUGGACCCGACAGCAUUAGGCAAGUUUGGGAUUCACCGCUACAGUGGAGGCGUGUCACUCACUGCCCCUCUGGACUUCGAGGAGAAGACAUGGUACACCCUGACUGUCAGAGCCACGGAUAGCCAGCACCAAACUGAGGCCAACAUAACAAUACUGGUGGAGGAUAUUAAUGACAAUGCACCUGCAUUCACCAACGAUCUUUAUCAGGUAACUCUUCCUGAGCACACACCACCAGGUAGUGUUGUUAUCACAGUAACAGCAACUGACAGGGACUCUGGAGAAAACGGCAAGAUCACAUACAGAGUGACGUCAUCAACCCAGGAGGGAUUCUACGUUGACCCUAAUAACGGAACACUGUUCAUCAAUCACAGAGCGGAGUUCGACCCUGAACGUCCGUCGGUCAGUAUUGUUAUUGAAGCUAGUGAUGGAGGCUCUCCUUCACUGUCCUCCCUCACCACUGUCCAGGUCCAAAUAUCUGACGUCAAUGACAAUGCUCCUGUGUUUCACCAAUCAGAGUACAGGGCUACAGUUUCCGAGGAUACCAUCCCAGGGUCCACAGUUCUGACUUUCGAAGCCUUUGACAGUGACCUUUCCCGAGAAAACUGCGGCUUUGAUUUUGCUAUAGCCAAUGGCAAUGAGGGAAAUGCAUUCCAGAUUGAAAGCAGCGUGCGGUUCCUGGAGGGGCGGGGCUUUCAGACCGUCGGGACUCUGCUGUUGGCCGAGGGACUCGACUUUGAAACCAAGCCCCUUUACAACCUCACUGUGGUGGUGUCGGACCGUGGUGUGCCCCAGAGGAGCUCUAGUGUUGCUGCGGUGAUAACCAUUGGUGAUGUGAAUGAUAACCCUCCCGUGUUUAGCCGAGCAGAAUAUACCGUGUCUCUGAGUGAGGGAGCUGCCGCUGGGACUGAGAUCAUACGACUGACUGCUACAGACCCGGACUCAACUCCCAAUGCUGAGGUCCAGUAUACUAUCAGUUCUGGAGAUGAAGUGAACUUAUUUACCAUUGACCAGUGGACUGGAGCCUUGCGACUUCAGCGAACACUCGAUCGUGAGCACCAACCCACACAUGUUGUCAUCAUCCAGGCCACAGAUGGACAGGGUCACUUUGCGCUCGCUCCAGUCAUUGUUGAGGUCAAAGAUGUGAAUGACAAUCAUCCGUUCUUCCCUGUGGAAGUCCUCACAGCCAGUAUCAAAGAAAACCGGCCAGCAAACUCAGCUGUGACUGUUCUUCAUGCCAUUGACCACGACACAGGUGUUUUUGGCCAACUGAAGUACCACAUUGUGGAGCGGUCUGCGGCGGGAAGAGACAGCUUCACUGUGGACCAGAACACCGGAGAAAUCAAAAGCAAAGUUCCCUUUGACUUUGAGAAGGUCAACUCCUUUAACUUUGUAGCAGUGGCAGUAGAUUCAGGAAACCACUCGGCCACUGUUACUGUACAAGUGUUUGUCACAGGUGAAGAUGAGUAUGACCCACUCUUCACAUCCUCUGAAUUCUCCUUUGAAGUCCCAGAAGGAGCUCAGAAAGGCCAAAGCAUUGGACAGAUCCAGGCAAAUGAUGAGGAUGAAGGGGUGGAUGGUAUUGUUCUCUAUUCUCUUCCCACCAGCUCUCAGUACUUUGGUGUAAACAAAACCACUGGGGUCCUCUUCUUAAAGUUGGACGGUUCAGGCAGCAGUGGUAGCAGCGGCUCAGGUCGGGGCAAACGGGAAACCAGGCUGAUGACCGUAGAUGUGAAAGCUCACAGUCCUCUAGAUGCAUCUCGCACCACUACAGCCCACGUCUCCAUCGACGUCUCAAACACCAACUUCGGCCUGACCCAAGAUGUCAACAUCCUGCUGAUCUGCAUCAUUGCUGUGUCCCUCGGUUUUAUCGUAUUGCUUGUGAUCAUGGCUGUGGUGAUCUUCCUUGUCAAGUCACGCAGAAAGAAAAAAGCCCAAGAUGCAGGAAACAGGACUGUUGCAUCAGGAACAGCUCUGCAGAAACUAGAUGAUUGCAACUCAAGGUCAGGAGGGGAGAGGAUUUACCACCAAGCCUUGCCGGGCUAUGCUGGAGAUCAGGGUGUGGCUGGAGGUGGACCCUACACUAGAGGGGGCUCCCUGGAUCCCUCUCACUCCAGUGGAAGAGGAUCAGCAGAGGCAGCGGAGGACGAUGAGAUCAGGAUGAUAAACGAGUAUCCCCGCGUUGCCUCCAUCACCUCGUCCAUGCAGGAGCACAUCUCUGCCAGAGGACCAGACUCUGGAAUUCAGCAGGACGCCGAUCAGCUCUCCGAUAUCUCCUGUGAGCCGGCAGCUUUGGAGGGCAGCACUUGGUUCAAAGGAAAGAAACUGGGAGGCAGUAUCAGUGGGACCCUGCUCUCUGGUCAACUACCGGUCUAUAGGGAUGAGGGAGGUGGGUACCUAGGAGCAGGACGUGGCCUCAAUAUUACACUCCCCAAGGAUUACGCCUUCCCAGAGGAUGGUAAACCUAGAGUGGAUGGUUCCCUCACGGCUAUUGUUGCCAGUGAUGAGGAGCUACGCGGUAGCUAUAACUGGGAUUACCUACUCAACUGGUGCCCUCAGUUCCAGCCUCUGGCUAAUGUCUUCACAGAGAUCGCCAGGCUGAAAGAUGAAACUGCACAUCAGACCCAGAAUCCUCGUCAACCUUUCCAGCCAAAGCACAAAAUGGAUCCCAAACCUAGAAUUGAUCCUCCGCCACUCAUCACAUCAGUGGCUCAUCCAGGGGCCAUGUCAGUUCCCCCCAAGGUCCCUGUGAUUGGACGGACAUUCCCCCACUUGGCCUCACUCCGCAGGUCCCCUAUCAGUCAUGAGGGAUCCAUUUCCUCAGCAGCGAUGUCCCCAAGCUUCUCCCCUUCGCUGUCCCCUCUGGCAGCUCGAUCUCCUGCUAUUUCUCCCUUUGGAGUCAACCAGGGGCCGUCAGCGUCCAUGAUCAGCACCAGGGAGCCCUCGCUGGACCAGAGUCCAGAUCGUGAGAUGAGAAUAUGAUCUAGAAACUAAACAAAUAUUUAAGUCAGACAAACUGAAUCCUUUUGGCUGUUCUUUUGAUGGAAUGAAAAAAAGCCAAUGGAGGGGGCAGUUGUACUCUCAUUCUCAGAAACAAAGUUUCAGCAUGAGAAAGGAGCUUAAAAAAAAUGAGGUGUGUUUCAAGUGUCUGACCAAAAUGAAUUUUGGACAAUAAACACAUCCACAAAAACAUACUUAACCUUCUCAUGGUAGAAUAUGUGCAUACUUUGAAGUAUUUCCAUUGAUCCGCAGUGUCACAGGAAUAUACAAAAUGGGAACAUGUGCCUGGGUUGACAGGACGGCCCACCCUCACAACAGUGACGCAGGUCUCCAUGAACUGAUCGGGGUUAAGGGCUAAACUGACCUCUUCAUGGGAAUGUGCUCUUACUAUGCCCUGCAGUCAGAGAUCCCUUAGUGUGUAGAUAGAUACAUGUGUAGUUUUCAUGUCCCUCGCUGGCUGGCCAGGGAGCUAAGGACCUUGCUCCUCUCUUUGUGUCUGUGGACAUUUUUACACUCCAGUAUUAAUCUCAUCUAGUGGCUGCGUUUAAAAUGGCCUCUGGACAAGUGUGUGUGAAUCCCAUGGACAUACAAACAAUGUGUGUUCACAAAAACACUGAUUCAUUGAACUGACAAUGCAUUAAACAGUGGAGCAGCACUGGUGAUUAUGGUUUUUCACACCAAUUCAGAUGACAGUUGUUUUCAUUUUACUUUUAUAUAUUUUUAUAUAAAAUUAUUAUUUCAGAUCCAGAAAUGCCAUUAUUCCACAUGGGAGGUUAUUGUUAUUGUGUAUUUGCAUAUGUGUAUAUUUGUAUGUAUGCAGGCUACUCUAUGUACUGUAUGUGUCUCCUAGGUUUUAGAGACUCUUGUGAUGGUUCUGAUGUGAGUGAGAGGGGGAUGUUGUGUUUUUAGCAUUAUUUAUAUAAAAACAGGACUUGCUGCCACAUUUUGACAGUAGGAAACCAAGCACAGCUCACACUAUGCUGUGUUGUUACCUUAAGAAUUUUUCUUUUUUUGUCAAAAUUGUAGAUCAUCCAAAAUCCAAAACAGAAACUGUAUGGAAACCUGUGAUUGAUCUUAAUGCCUGCUUCUCCAGUAGCUCAGCACUCUAUUGUGGUGUGCAGUUUUGCACGGCAGCACAUUCCCUUUGUUAUUCAAGGGCAACUCAACUUGCUGUUCACCUCUGUGUCUUUGACAGAAAAAGUGCUUCCUGAAAUGUACACCAGUCAUUAACUUAAAUGCAUUUUACUGUGAAGUUGUUCAUCUCAGCACAACGUAAAUAACAUGCAAUGCAUGGGCUGGGCUUUUCAUAGGAAAGUGGAAUAACUUGGAGAAACACGUGAUUACGGAGUAGCACGUGAUACAGACAAGUGGGAAGCAAAUCCCUGAACUCAUUAACCCUGAUGAAUGUACAAAGAUUAAGCAACCAGCGCAGUAUUUAUUUUCCAUGUUAACUCUCAGUUCUGUGCAUUUUUAUUGCUAUAUGAUUCACUCUUCUGUAUUGCCACCAACAUGAUGAGGUGUUUUCUGGUUCCAUGUGUUUAACUCAUCAUCUGCACCCUUUCUUCUGCUCUCAUUGUUCAGAUCGAGUUUUACAGAUCUGAUUGCCGAGCACGAGGCAACAGGCUUCAAAUGUGUAUUUCAUUAUCUCAUGCGUAUUUAUCCUAUUUAAUAUUUUUCGGGUAUUUGCAGAGAUUGGAAGACUUUUGUUUUCAAAAGACGGCUUCUACCUCUGUUCUGUGUUCAACAAAACGCUGCAAAACCCCUCAUUCAAAUUUGGCAUUGGUUUAAUCAAAAACUUCACAUCCAAAAAGCCUAACUCUAGCACAUCAUCUAUCCAACUCAUAAUCAUGCUGUAAGGACAUUUUCUGUCUUGGAGGACCUCCAUUUGGACUUCAGUUUGAGAAGACUGUCGGGGACUGAUCAGUGAAGCAAUGGCAAAAAAAAGAAAGCUGUACAUGUAUUUAAAGCAAAUAAUAAAUUCCUACUGAUCUCUUUUGACAAA
Notothenia coriiceps (black rockcod) is the source of this 7984-nucleotide messenger RNA. RefSeq names its product protocadherin-16-like. The coding region runs from base 1 to 5964 and encodes 1987 amino acids. Gene Ontology annotation, molecular function: calcium ion binding. The transcript has 18 exons. NCBI's taxonomy places the organism in Eukaryota, Metazoa, Chordata, Actinopteri, Perciformes, Nototheniidae. Gene Ontology annotation, biological process: homophilic cell-cell adhesion. The record is from RefSeq and is a predicted model, not a curated record. Gene Ontology annotation, cellular component: cell-cell junction; plasma membrane.